GAAAGCUGCGUCAGAAAACCACUUCCUCAGGUAGGAGUGGAUAACCUUGACAAAUCCGCGCUCAGUUUUGACCCUCUUUUGUUUUUUAUUUUUGGUUUACCUUGCAGCAUCACUCUUCCGGUGCAGAGAUGCAAUGACGGCUGUGAGCCUCAAACAACAAGUGACAAAGUGGCAAGUGAUUGUUUGUCAUCGCACAUAAUGAGCGGCACUCUGUGCGUCACGGUGCGCUCCGGACUCUCCACCCUGCAUGUUAAUUGUUGGCGGCUCAGCGUGUGAUGCUCCGUCCUCUCAGUGUCCUGUGAGCGCGCAGUCAGGACCACAACGAUACACACGCGCUGGUGGACAUAAAGGCUAUUUAUGCCUCUCUAUAUUUAUUUCCAAACAACUGGAUAUUGCUGAUCGCGCCAAAAGACUUCUGGACUAAAGUUGAGAACUGGAACCCAGCUGUCACUCUUCAGCAUCAUCCCUAUAGCUGCAUCCAUUUUUCUCUUCUCUACUCUUUGCUUCUGUCGCUUCUUUUCCUGUUCCUCCCAGUCUCUGUCUUUCUCUCUUUCUCACUCCACCCCCACCCCUCUCCCAACCCAACCCUCAGCCUCCCUGAUGCCUAAGAACAGCAAGGUGACACAGCGCGAGCAGAGCCAUGAGCACGUCACAGAGUCGGUGGCUGACCUGCUCGCACACGAGGAGCCGCUCGACUACAAGAGCAGUUCCCUGAAUGUCGGAGCAGCCGCAGGGAAGAAGGUCCCGCAGAUAGAAGUGCCCGAAAAUGACGGGCGACCCGCUUGGAACAGCAAGCUGCAGUACAUCCUGGCCCAGGUGGGCUUCUCUGUGGGACUGGGGAACGUGUGGCGCUUCCCUUACCUGUGCCAAAAGAAUGGAGGAGGUGCCUAUUUGGUUCCUUACUUCAUCCUCCUCCUCAUAAUCGGCAUCCCACUUUUCUUCUUGGAGUUGGCAGUGGGGCAGAAGAUCCGACGUGGGAGCAUUGGAGUGUGGAACUAUGUGUGUCCACGUCUGGGUGGGAUCGGGAUGUCAAGUCUGCUGGUGUGUGGCUUUGUGGGGCUCUACUAUAAUGUGAUUAUUGGUUGGAGCAUCUUCUACUUUUUCCAGUCCUUCCAGUACCCUCUGCCGUGGAACGACUGUCCAAUCAGAAAGAAUGGGACGCUUGCCAUUGUGGAGCCAGAGUGUGACAAAAGCUCAGCUACAACCUAUUUCUGGUACCGGCAGACUCUGAACACAACCAGCACCAUUGCAGAAAGCGGCGGACUUAACGUCAAAAUGACCUUAUCUCUGCUGGUAGCCUGGAUCAUUGUCUGCCUGGCCGUCAUUAAAGGAAUCGCCUCCUCUGGGAAGGUGAUGUACUUCAGCUCUCUUUUCCCCUAUGUGGUGCUGUUCUGUUUCCUGGUCAGGGGUUUAAUGCUGAAGGGAUCGGUUGACGGCAUCGCUCACAUGUUUACACCCAAGUUGGAGAAGAUGAUGGAGCCACAAGUGUGGAGAGAAGCAGCCACCCAGGUCUUCUUCGCCCUAGGUCUGGGGUUUGGAGGAGUCAUAGCGUUCUCCAGUUACAAUAAGAUAGACAACAACUGUCACUUUGAUGCUGUGCUCGUCUCAUUCAUCAACUUCUUCACCUCCAUUUUGGCCACAUUGGUGGUGUUUGCUGUGCUGGGAUUCAAGGCCAACAUCAUGAAUGAAAAGUGUGUUGUAGAGAAUGCUGAAAAAAUCCUGGGGUAUCUCAACUCUAAUGUCCUGAGUCAUGAUCUCAUUCCUCCACAUGUAAACUUUUCCCAUCUAACUACAUCAGACUAUGCUGAGAUGUAUGGAGUCAUCAAGACAGUGAAAGAAGACGGCUUUGCUCGGUUAGGUCUGGAUCCUUGUGUCCUGGAGGAUGAGCUCAACAAGGCUGUCCAGGGAACUGGUCUGGCCUUCAUUGCUUUUACAGAGGCCAUGACUCAUUUCCCAGCUUCCCCAUUUUGGUCAGUCAUGUUUUUCUUCAUGCUAAUCAACUUGGGCCUGGGCAGCAUGAUUGGCACCAUGACUGGCAUCACCACACCAGUCCUCGACACCUACAAAGUCCAGAAGGAGCUUUUCACAGUGGGUUGCUGUAUUGUGGCUUUUCUUUGUGGCCUGUUGUUUGUCCAGCGUUCAGGAAAUUAUUUUGUCACCAUGUUUGACGAUUAUUCCGCUGGUCUGCCUCUCACUGUGGUGGUCAUCCUGGAAAAUGUGUCCGUUGCUUGGAUAUACGGAACUAAAAGGUUCAUGCAGGAUCUGGAGGACAUGCUGGGUUUCAGACCAUCUAUGAUCUAUUUCUACCUGUGGAAGUAUGUCUCCCCUCUUUGUCUCAUCAUUCUUAUCUCAGCCACAAUCAUAGAGAUGGCCAUCAUCCCACCAGGAUAUAAUGCUUGGGUUCAAGAGCUGGCUCAGGAACGCUUUCAGAGCUACCCUACCUGGGCUCUGAUCAUGUGUUUUGCUCUUAUCAUAUUGGCCAUGCUUCCUCUUCCGAUCGUCUUCAUCGCCCGUCACUUCAACUUAAUGUCAGAUGGUUCCAACAAGUUGUCUGUCUCCUACCGUAAAACUAUGAUGAAAGAUAUGUCCAACCUUGAGGAGCAAGAUGAGUCCAGAUUUAUCCUCGGUGCUAAGCCGGGUGAGGCACCAUCAUCAGUUCUGGCACGCAGACCCUAUGUGACUCCAGCAGGAAACAAAUCUCUGGAUCCCAACUCUCUGUCUCCAAACAUCUGCUAUGGUACAAGCUACCAAAACGCUGCCAUAAGCCCCACCACACCAACAACACCACCUAUGCCUGUUACACCAGAGUCUGACUCUUGACUGUUGUCUAACUCUGAAAUACACACCUCUGACACCCUGUCCUGUAUAAUACAUUACUUUUCAGCCAUAAAGUCUCCACCAGGAGUCACUACCAAGGAUUUCCACCACUACCCUUACAAUGCAACAAAACUGUAUGAAAGCAACUAAUAAAUUACGAGCACAGAAUUCCCAAAAUGACACCAAGGAACAAUUUGAAUGUCCAGAAUGUUUCCAUGUUUCCCAAAAUCUAGACAACUGGUCCAUUCAUAGUUAUAAGUAGAAAAAAACACUACACUACAUCUGUAUAUAUUUAAACUCAUCAGGUUUUUGUGCUUGACAUCUGUUCUGCGAUCUGCUCUUUUUUGCCUUAGAAUAAGUAGCAUCAGCAGACAUGAACCCAACAGAGAUGUGCACGUGUGUGCACAGUGCAGGAGGUUGUAAAGAAUGAGUCGGUGUUAUGCCUCUGGCUGGAAAGUUUGAAGAUCUUAACAGGGUUUCAUUUAGCACAGUGGCACAGAGAACUGAGGUGAAUGUAAAUACGAUUACUUAAAGAGUAAAAACUAUCCAUUUUUGUUGCAGCCCUUCCAAAGUUUCAAAGCCAUGUACAGAUUAGAUAAUGUGCAGCGUUUCCAAACUUAGCAUAGGCAUGAAAUCUGGCCUGUGAUGCUAUGAUCUGAAAAACAAAUCUCAUCAUAUGGAUUUUCUGUAUUAAAAGCUGCUCUAAAGACACCCAGUUGUGUUCUGUUCAGACCCAAAGUUGACCUCUUGCUGCAGUUUAUGUCUACCAGUCCUUGUUCUUGUUCAUUAUGUAAAGCCGUGUACAGUGUAGAAAUAUAAUUUAGGAUAAUACAGUUCUUCUUAGUUGAGAAUCAAAGCCAUUACAUUCAUGUUGUCACGUUCCAUAGAAAAUCACUGAUUAGUUUUUCCACCAAAGAGUAGGAAGUAAAUAAACACUUGAAAUGUAGCACAGAAUAAAAAACUUGAUGAGCUGAACUGCACAAAAAAGUGAACUACAAAAAGCUUAUUUUAAACUUGAGACUGAAACACAUGGCAGUAUGAUGUAUUAUAUGUGAAAGGAAGCACAGUUUGUUCAUGAGGAUCUGAAGCAAGUAUGAAGUUUGCUUGUUUAAUUCCACAGAAGCACAAGAGAUUAUUGUGCACAAAUUAUUGCCCUGAAUUGUUAUGUUAUUUUUAAAAUCCAUGCAUGUGUGUAACUGAAAUAUGCUGUCAUUGACUUUCACACUGCUAUCGUUAUGUAUUAGAUAUGCAUUUAUAUUGGAGCACAAACUAAAAUGCACAAACUAUGAACAUUACGACCAAAACAUCACAAACAUAAAAGAGACAAUGGACCAAAAGAUUUAGGAACUUAUGGAGCAAAAAUCUCACCGACUGACUUGAUAGUAUGCAAUUCUGAAAGCCUUAGAAUCCUCACAUGCACAAAUAGAAACGUACAUGCAAACUUACUGUUUUCUGUACAUCUGUGGAAAGUGUUACUGAAGACGGGUACAGUUGCAAUGGAUGUCUUGCUGCUAAUAUGUUUCAUGUUCGUGCACACUGGUAGCAAGUAGCUGUGCAAAACUGUCUACAAGUUGAAAGUUAGCACGGUUAAGGUCCUGUUAGAAAAUUAAACAUUUGUUUAUUUUUUUAUUACUAUAUUCAAAGCAAUGGUGUUAAGGUAUAAAUGGACUAUAUUUAUAUUCCUGUAUAUUUGCAGCUAUGUAGACGUAAUGAGUAACAAAGGUCUAUGUUUUACAGGUCCUUAGUAUGUAUAUUGUAUAUUUCAUGUUCUAAUGCUUACUGAAACUGUGUAUUUUAAGUCUUACCUGUUUUAUUGUUGCUUGUUCUUGUUGUGGGAUAUAAAAAUGCUGAUGUAUGUGUGCGAUUUAUGUGGCUGCAUCACUCGUCAGGUGAUGCAUCAGCGUCUGACUCCACCUUUGGUUUACCGGCCUACUUGUUUUCAGCCACACUAGCGGUCUGCCUCAAAGUGCUGUCGUAAGUACCCUUUAUUACAACGAUGCCUCAAAAGUAAAUUCCAGUCUAAGUCAUGAUUUCAGAUGUACACUUAUGUCGCAGUAGAGCAGUAGAAGAUGAGAAACCAGAAGGUGACCACUUGUGAAAGCUGAACCGGUGGAGGCGUGGAGUCAAAAGGCAAAAAACUUUAGCUACUGUGUUGCAGCUUUUCUUUCAAUUCUUAAAACAACUAUUAUUGACUAUGGACUUAUAGGUUUGCUAAAGCAAAAUUUAAAAAUAGACAAUUUCUUUUUAAUCACACAACUUCUGUGUUUUGAAUGUGAGUGCAAAACUAACAAAGAUCCCAAUAAAACAUAUAGAAGUGUAUAGAUGCUCUUACCAGAGCACGAAGGUUCUCUUUCUCCACAUGCCUGUUAUCAUCUGAGGUAAAGCUCUUUGUUGUCAGUGUUCGGUAUGGCCACAUAUGCAUGCUUUUUCAACUUUAUUUUCAAGCUGUUUCUUUAAAUAGCCAAGUGUGCAUGAGACUGAGGCCAGUGUAAAAAAAAACUCAUGUAAUGUAUACACCAAACUACAUUUUGGGCCCCUUCUGGUCUUGGAAUAGCUAUUUCCAUUAUUCAUCAGUUUAAAAAUAUUGUUUGAUGUUUUUUUUUUCUUUGAUGAAUGUCAAAUGUCAGCUACUGGUGUGGCUUUAAACUUUUAGGUCUCUUGUGUCAUUUUAGUUCUUCUGAGUCUGGUAAUGCUGAGAUUGUUUCAUGUAGAGAUCUCUGUUUUGUUCAGUCUGUAAAUAGUCCUGUGUAACAAAACUAUUUUGAAUAUAGUUUUUAUUCCUGUGAAGUAUAUAAAUGUCUGAAAAAGUAAGUAGUAAAUGUAACAAAAAUUAAUAACAAACGUGAUUAAUGCACUUUUUUCCACAAGACAACAAAAAACAUGGUGUUUGCUUUGUUGUCCUAAUAAAAGCAGUAAGUUCACAAUGUAAAAGCAAUAUCAUGUCAUUUAAGCUGCAGGAUAACUGUGGCUAAAAGGAAAAUGACACCUGCGUGUCUCCUCAUACAUAAUAGGAAUCCUUUCCCUCCUUAUAGUCAAAAGGAGAUAAAGUACUAUGACUUUUUUAGGUGCUUGAGUGUGUGUGUGUAUAUGUGUAAAAGUGUAUGUGUGUAUAGAGAUAGAUUGGUGUAUGCAAGACCUUACUGAGAACACAUUAUUAACACUAUCUGUACAGGAUACCCACUAAGAAAUGUCCCUUUACAGCUUUUCUUUUUUUUUCUCUCCUCAGUAAGAUUGUAUAGUAAUGGAAAAAAAUGUUUAAAAAAUUAAACAGACUAUAAUAAAGAG
Melanotaenia boesemani (Boeseman's rainbowfish) is the source of this 6102-nucleotide messenger RNA. RefSeq names its product sodium-dependent neutral amino acid transporter SLC6A17-like. Gene Ontology annotation, biological process: alanine transport; proline transport; L-leucine transport. Bases 601 to 2820 code for a protein of 739 amino acids. The record is from RefSeq and is a predicted model, not a curated record. Gene Ontology annotation, cellular component: synaptic vesicle; plasma membrane. The transcript is spliced from 12 exons. Lineage: Eukaryota; Metazoa; Chordata; Actinopteri; Atheriniformes; Melanotaeniidae.